Messenger RNA from Anopheles moucheti, 4508 nucleotides. Its product is annotated as BRCA2-interacting transcriptional repressor EMSY. Gene Ontology annotation, cellular component: nucleoplasm. Gene Ontology annotation, biological process: regulation of DNA-templated transcription. The transcript has 5 exons. Bases 72 to 3269 code for a protein of 1065 amino acids. The record is from RefSeq and is a predicted model, not a curated record. Lineage: Eukaryota; Metazoa; Arthropoda; Insecta; Diptera; Culicidae.
CGGCUUCGGUGUAGUGUUUCGAUUUGCAAAGGUGCUGGAAAAGACGCUGACGGUGUUGCAAGUGAGCAAAGAUGUGGCCAAUGAAGUUAGAUAUGACUCGGGAAGAGUGUCGGGGCGUUCUGAGACGUCUAGAGCUUGAAUCGUACGGCACAAUGAUAAGUACAUUUCGAGCCCAGGGGUGUUUGAACCAAGAAAAGCUACGACUGCUGGAAGAUUUACGCCGGAUGCUACACAUUUCUAACGAUCGGCAUCGGGCGGAAGCGAGACGCGUUGCAAACGAUGAGCGGCUCACUACGGUUGCGGAAAUUAUCUCUGGCCCAAAUAGUGGGCAGGACUGGCGUCGUGAAGGACAUCGUUCCUUUCCCAUUCUUCCCCGAACGGUACCUCAUACUGCAUUGACGUAUAUAGCCAACACCGUGUUUGAACAAUUGACUCGAGCAAAUUCUAAGCUACCACAUCCAGCACAUACGUCUUGCGAUCGGCUAAAGAAAGCGGAAGAAAUGUUUAGAUUCGAGCUGGUUCGGAAAGAAUCAGCAUUGUUUGAGAAAGGAUUUGUACGUGAUGCUGCUGUUGUUACUUCGGAUCCGCUACAAGAUAUCAUGUCCAAGAGUUAUAUUAAGCAAGAUGAAAAACAUAAUGAUUCAUCUAAAUCGGUGGAAAAGCCUACAUUGGAAUGUGACGGUGCGACGGAAAAGGACGGUGCAACAGUAUCGAAUGGCGAAAAUAAGACGACCAAUUCCAACCCUAUUUUCGAUCAGUCUUCAUUGUGUGAUAUACUGUUGAACACAAAUUUUCCGACAGACGACCAUUCACAAUCGAAGUUGAACAAAUCUGGAGAACGUAUUCCACGAAAAAAGUCACAGGCCACGAAACGCACAUGGAAAUCGAAAUCAUCCUAUCCGCCUGCCAAACUGUUCAAACAUACACUGACGAAAAAUGGAAAACAAUUUUCCAAGCCCAAUAAUUUGCACAGUCCACACCUGAUACAUUCAUACGCGGUACCGUUCGAUGCAGAGGAUGCAACUGCUAACGGAGAUCCCAAUACGGAACCGCCACAGUUACAGCAGCAUCUCACAUCUAACUUGUCACAACAAAACAACACGGGUGCGGGUUUGGGACAAAUGGGAAAAUCGCCACCCGGUGGUACUACACCUUCCCCUAUACCUAAUAUAGAACAAGCAAUCGUGCCAACGUCCAAGAAGGACAUACAGUACAAUUUGUUCAAGUUAAAGCCAAAUGUCGGCAUGGGAUCGAAGGGGAAUGUAAAUGUACCUACGAAGGGUAUAGGUUUCUAUUCGCACAGCAAGCCAUUUCCGCAUGCGCUGCUAAACUAUCAAAGGAAAUCGCCCAGCAAGAACAUUCUUAUUCCCACGUCAAAUGCGGCAGCCACGUUGGCCAGUUUAGGCAUACCAACACCGCUACAUCCACCAUUAACAGAUCAUUCAAGUAAUUGGAUCAGUUCGAAAAUCCGUGACACCAACGUUAAAAGUACGAAGCAUGUGAAACCAAAUGCCCCGUUGCCUGUCAAUAGUGAACCGGAGCGUACUAUUGUCCCGUCUGGUCAGAAACCUAACGUACCCGUCGCAGAACUAACCAGCAAUCCAGGCCGUCCCACAAUGCCGACCGAAAUGGUCGCGGAAAGUACGGAUCAAAUGGUCGAUAACAAUACUGUCACAAAAGCGGCUCUAACUAUGCAAUCACCCGUCACGAACAAUGCUGCCUUACCGGGAGCACAACCAAACCUAGCUGGAUUUACUGCGGUGAAAAGUGGUACCAAACUGUCCGUGCACAAAAUGCAGCUAAUACCGGUUAAAAGUGUAACGCAAAACACUCCGCUGACUCCGACAGCACAGAAAAACAAUGUCUUUAUCCUGCCGAAAUCAUCGACCGUGUCUGGAGUGCUAAACCUGGGACAGAAGAUCACUAUCCCGAAAAGCAUCGUAGACUCAUCGACGAUCGUGCCACCAGUUGCAAGUCCUCCGAAGGUAAUUGUACAGUCUGUUCCCAAUCCGUACAAUGCAACGACGACAACGUUCGACAUGAAUAUCUAUCGGCAAAAUACAGUACCGUCACCCAAAUUACAUACGAACGAUGAGAAGUCAAGCGGCACUGUCACCGUAACAACAACCAAGGAGCUCAAUGAAACAACCGCCGAUGAGCGAGCGACACAGCAAGAUGUUCCAAGCAUUCAAAAACGACCAGCUUCCGUUACUAUCCCUUGUGAUGGUGUACCUGUUCGAAAGAUAAAAAUUUCUACCAGUCAGCUCGUUCCUUUUAAGGGAACCUUUCAUACGACCAAUAUGCCAUCAACAAAAGCAGGCUGCAUGACGAUAGGAGCUAAGAAAUUGAAAAUUGAUUCGGAGGCUGCUGUUUCAUCCGGACGUGCAGCUUCAAACGGGACGGAUUGGGAAAAUGAAUUAGAUCGUGCAAAUUCUACUCAAACUCCUAACGAACAUGUUACUUCGCAUAACGAACCUAAAGUAAUCCAGCACGCCUCAAGUUCCAACGAACAAUCAAAUCCUUCGGCAAAAGCCAACACUACAUUGGUGCACAAAGAUGAAAAUACAUUUUCCAAUGAUGAGGAAAUCCGUAGGAAUGACAAUAGUGGUAAUGCUUUGCACCGUCCACUAUCACCGUCCGAUGGGUCGAAUAAUAGGACAGAGCAGAGUGAGUACGAUUUUGUUUCCACCGAACGAGGAGACGAUUCGUCCGUAACGGAUUCGGCCGAUGCAGAGGACGAUAUUGGAGACGAAGAGAGCCAGACAGAGGAAUGUGAAGGAAUCGAGGAAGAUGACUUCGGUUACGACGCUAUAGACGUUGAAAUGGAAACGGAAACAGACAUUAUUGAGGAGGAGCCUGCGAACUACGAUCAUCUCAUAGAGGAAGUGCCCGAAGAUGAACAAUUUGUUGAGGAGGUAGAGGACGGCCCGAUGGAAUUUAUCAGUGUUGGAUACGGCACUACACGAGAAUUAGUUGCUGAACUCGAAAGCACCACUGCGGAGGAAAUCAUUGAAGAACAUUGUCCCGCUAACGGCGUAGUGCAGGAAGAAUUAUCACCGGAGAUUAAUUACGAUCAAAACACUGGUGGAUUCGGAUCGGUGGAGAAUGGUGAUUUGCAAACCUUCACCGUAUCGGACGGGAUAGUGUGCGAUCUGUUAGAGAUGGGAUCCGAUGGGAAAUAUCACGCACGGCCCUACUCGUACAAGCUCGCAGAAGGGAUGUCGACUGUUUCGGAAGCGGUUAAACAAACACAUCCAACGGUAAGAUAAAGUUUGAUAAGCUCACGGAACUAAAUUGCAACUACACAUAGGAGAAAGCAACGUAUCUGGGACAUACAUAAGUACAAGUUUUAAGGGACUAUAAAUCGAAAAACGGCUCAAGAGGGAAAGCAGUAAAACAAUCCUAAAAUGACUAAAUUACUCGAGCCUAUUCCCUUUGUUACGCUGUUUAUUUGCGAGCCUUUGAUAUAACCUUAUUUUGUUUAACGACAGGCAUAAGAAACAAUGAAAUUGUUUAGCUUUGAUUUACAAUUGUGCGAAAAUGUGUUUAGUUCUUGGGAAAGUUUUAGUACCGCUACGCAUAAAGAUUGUGGUGAAAUUGAUUGCGAUAAUUAUGUAGAACCGACAGGACUUUUUUAAGCUGUUGCAUAGCACAACUUAUAUAUUAGCGAAUACUAUUAAUGUUCCGUAAUUACCUCAAACAUAAUUAUGUCAUUUACGUACAUUUAUUAUUUCUGCUUUUGAUUGCCCAAAAUUCAUUACGUAUCCGAGAAUCAUUUGGUGCUGCAUUCAGGCAACGUGCAGUGCAGUGGACAAUGAACGUUAAUUUUUGUAAAAUGUACAUAGAGUGUAUAUAACAUUCAUUUGUCAUUUCAAAUGUAGAAUUUACUUGAAGUAUGCCACUAUAAGGGCAAUAGUUAAUCGAAUUACAUGGUUGUCAGGAGGUUGCGUUCGAUGUUUAAGCUUAAGUGUAAGAUAUUACGGACCCUUACGGAGGGUGGUACGUACAUUAACCUUUACCUUGCAUACAAAAGGGUAAAGCAUAAGAAUGAAAGUCUUAACAGAGGUCGACAUUUAGAUAGUAAGCAUAGCUAUAAGCGUCGUGAUGUAAAACCUUUACUUUUUCUAUGCAAGCAAUUAUUGAAACUGUUAUCAGUUCUGAACUAAUAUCCUAAAAAGUGGCACUGAUUUUUUAACGAUUUAUACUUUAAAUGGAAUUAUGAGGAAGGAAUAUGAUAGUGGAAAAUAUAACAAACAAAUGUAAGUAAUGGGUGGGUAAUACAAAAACGAUCUGUUCAGUUAUAAAGUUGUAUCAUUAUGUUGUAAGCAAAUGCGUUGAAAAAUGUUGGAAUCGAAAGCAUUGAAUUGUUCCACAACGUUCUACUGUUGUACAUAUGCGUGCGGGGCGAGUAUGUGUUGUAAAAGAGGCCAAUCCGAAGGGCAACAAAUUGUAAUCCUAAUGUAACAAGCGGAUAUUAAUGUCGUGUAGAAUUGAUUUCUAGCUACGCA